Molecule: messenger RNA, 668 nt
Organism: Physella acuta
Lineage: Eukaryota; Metazoa; Mollusca; Gastropoda; Physidae
Source: RefSeq, a predicted model, not a curated record
CCUCUUGUGCUGAGUUCCCGCGUGAGUGUCGGUAUAUAGAGCCAGGACCUCGCUGGAGGUAGGCAGACGUUCAAAGCUAUUUCAGGCAGGAUUUUCACACGGGUGCCAGACUCAGCUAGAAGGUGACACUAAGGUGACACAGCUCGAAGGUCACACUAAGGUGACACAGCCUAAAGGCCGACAGCAUGAAGCCCUCAGAGCAAACGUCCAUAGCGCGACUUUUGGUGAAUGUAGUUCUGCUGAGUCGUCUGCUGGUGGCGGCCUUCCCCUCCCCGUACCACACUUCCAGCCCGGGGGACGAGCAGCUCUACCUCCCCGUGGAGACAGACGACGAUCAGCUGGUCCCGGCAGGCCUAGCAGACGAUGAUGACGUCAGUAUAAAUCUGCUGGAAGACAUCAGUCAGCUGAUCGAGUCCAGUCGCAGACUCCAACAGCUGCAUCAGAUGCUGUCAGUGCUCAACUCAGGUACCGAGAACAGAUCCAGGUCUAAAAGAAUGUUUGCCCUUCCAGGCCUGGACAACAUUGACCACAUCAUGGACAUGCUGCACCACCACAGCCAGAAGACCAGCAACAGGAAUAAGAUGCAGCUGCACGGCUAGCAGGGCAGACGACAGACGUGCUUCCAACAGUGGCAUGUCGUGUCAGGCCGUAGAUGCUAAAAUAAAGUC